This is a messenger RNA of Neofelis nebulosa (Clouded leopard), 9456 nucleotides long. RefSeq names its product leucine rich repeats and guanylate kinase domain containing (gene LRGUK). The coding region runs from base 42 to 4064 and encodes 1340 amino acids. Gene Ontology annotation, molecular function: protein binding; GMP kinase activity. Gene Ontology annotation, cellular component: cytosol. The record is from RefSeq and is a predicted model, not a curated record. NCBI's taxonomy places the organism in Eukaryota, Metazoa, Chordata, Mammalia, Carnivora, Felidae. The transcript has 16 exons.
CCUCCCCUGGCGGCAGUCUCCUAGGCAACCCGGUAAACAAGAUGGCGACCGCCGAGAGCGAUCCCCAGUGGCCGAUGCCUUCCUCUCUCCAGGGUAGUUCACGACGUGGAGCCCAGUCGAUACUGUCGCGCUCAGAAAAAGAGCGUCAGUCUUGCUGGUCUUCUUCCCCCAUGGGGCAGAGACGGAAAGGUACUUUCCACAGAGCCUCCUCCUACCUGCUUCCGCAGCUCGUUCACCGCUCUGUGGAGUCGGACGCGGACGGACAGGACUGCGGGGACGAGGGCGAGGGCGAAGUGGAAUCCGAGGAGUCCUCAGAGUCCGAGAUGCUGAAUUUGGAGGAGGAAUUUGAUGGGGUCCUGAGAGAGGAGGUGGUGGCCAACGCCCUUCACCAGUUGGGGCGCUCAGGUUCUGGCACUGAGCAGGUCUACCUCAAUCUAACUUUAUCAGGUUGUGGUUUAAUUGACAUUAGCAUUCUCUGUGAAUAUGUUCACCUACAAAAGUUGGAUCUUUCGCUAAAUAAAAUUGAAGAUUUGUCCUGUGUGAGUUGUAUGCCUUACCUUCUAGAACUUAAUGCUUCUCACAACAAACUGACUACGUUCUUCAAUUUCAAGCCGCCCAAAAAUCUCAAGAAGGUGGAUUUUUCCUGCAACCAAAUUUCUGAAAUGUGUGAUUUGUCGGCUUACCAGGCUCUCACUAAACUCAUUUUGGACAGCAACGAGAUAGAGGAAAUCAGCGGGCUGGAGAUGUGCAGUGGCCUGAUGCACCUGAGUCUGGCCAAGAACAAGAUCACGUCGAUUAAUGGCUUAGGCAUGUUGCCCAUCAAAAUUCUUUGUCUGAGCAAUAACCAGAUUGAGAAGAUGACCGGUUUGGAGGAACUAAAAGCCUUGCAGGUCGUGGAUCUGUCCCACAAUCAGAUCAGUAGCCUCCAGGGCUUAGAAAACCACGACUUCCUGGAAGUGAUCAACCUCGAGGAUAAUAAGAUUGCUGAGCUGGGUGAGAUAGAUUACAUUGAAAAUCUACCUCUCCUUCGAGUUGUCAACUUUCUAAGAAAUCCAGUUCAGGAAAAGUCUGAAUAUUGGUUGUUCGUGAUUUUUAUGCUCCUACAAUUAACAGAAUUAGAUCAGAAGAAAAUUAAAGUGGAAGAAAAGGUUGCGGCAGUGAAUAGGUACAACCCUCCCCCAGAAGUGGUCGCAGCCCAGGAUCACCUGACCCAUGUCCUCAACAGCGUGAUGCAGCCACAGAGGAUCUUUGACAGCACUCUUCCUCGCCUGGACGCCCCUUAUCCCAUGCUGGUGCUGGCCGGUCCUGAAGCCUGUGGCAAACGAGAGCUCGCUCACCGCCUCUGCAGACAGCUCAGCACUUACUUCAGAUAUGGGGCCUGUCACACCACAAGACCGCCUUACUUUGGAGAGGGGGAUCGAGUCGAUUAUCAUUUUAUCUCUCAAGAAGUUUUUGAUGAAAUGGUAAACAUGGGGAAGUUCAUUCUAACAUUUAAUUAUGGGAAUCACAACUAUGGAUUAAGUAGGGACACCAUAGAAGCCAUUGCAAGAGACGGUUUAGCAAGCUGUGUUCACAUGGAAAUAGAAGGUGUCAGAAGUUUGAAAUAUUCCUAUUUUGAGCCUCGAUAUAUCCUGGUGGUGCCCAUGAACAAGGAAAAGUAUGAAGGAUACUUGCGGAGAAAAGGAUUAUUCAGUCGUUUAGAGAUUGAAUUUGCUGUCUCCAGAGUGGACCUUUAUGUUAAAAUCAAUCAGCAGUUUCCUGGAUAUUUCGACGCAGUGAUCAAUGCAGAUGAUCUGGAUGCUGCCUACCAAAAGCUGAGUCGUCUCAUCAGAGAGUACCUUGGGUUGUCCGAGGAAACGUCCAAGGAUUUGGCUCCAACCGCAGCAGGAGCUCCCUCUAGCAAGAAGACCCCCUCUGGGGUGCCCGCCCACCUGCUCCCAUCCCCAAGGCGCUUGGCAAAGCUGCAGGCGGAUGGCCAGUUAACCGAGCAUCACCCUGGAAUGCAGAUUCGUGCACAGGCCCCCGAAAAUCAGAGCGCGGCUCCCUCCCAGGACCAAGCGCCGACUCAGGAGGGAGCCGCCCACCAAGCGCUCUCUCCCAGCAGCCGCGUCACUGCCGAGCCUCCCCCGCAGGCCCGAGACUUAUCCCCAGACCAGAGGGGAGGGGCUGUUCAACAACCGGAUCCUUCUUCACAAAUCGUAACUACAAAUCUCCCUGAAAACGAGUCUCGGGCAUCUGAGGUGAAAGCAGGUAACAUAGGGCAGGCUUCCAUCACUCCUUCCCAAGGGCGCCCUGACCAGGGGCGGCACCCUGAGCCACCUGCAGCGCACAGAGCUCUGCCAGACCAGGAUGAGGAGUCAGGGGAGGCCGAGGGGACCCUCGCUCUCCCUCUGCCAUCUGAGGCUCUACAGGAGUCUGACCCAACAUCCCUCAGCCCCCAGAGAACCCAGGGUGAGGAAACUGAGUCAGCCAAUGUGCCACCCGACGGUGCCCAUCAUGAGCCUCCGAGAGACCCUUCCCACCCUAACGGGGCCAAAAUACCGGGACCACCUCUGGAAGAUUCUCAGCAACCUCCAGUGGAGGGAUCCCCAAAGGCAGAAUUUGUUCGGGUCAGCACUCCUUACCCAGAAGUGCCACAUCCUCAGGACUCAACAGAUAUCGAACAGACCCCUGGCAGGGACAACCCAAUGACUUUGCUCCCCAGAAGCCGGCUGGCUCCCACCAGGCUGCCCCAGCCUCGGGUCCUCGCCCCGCUCCAGAGUCGGAGGCCCACACCCAGACUCCUCUCACCCAGCAGGGAGGAAGCUUUCGGAACAGCCUCAGACCAAACCGUGACUCCCUCGUCGAGGCCUCCACUAGCUCAGGAAGGAGACCCCAGUAAACUUCCUCCCAUCAGCCCUCCUCAUUCCAAACCACCACAAAGUCUGAGUCCCCAUCAGGACCACAGUCCUCAGCAAGUCCAGGAAGAAAAGGUCAGGGAGGUGAAACUCCCUCUUAUCAGUCCCCCUGUCCAGGAGCAUGCACCGCAGCCCGCCCCCGAUCCCCCCGAGGAAGAGGGGACUGGGGUGGUUAGGCUCCCGCACAUUCCCACCCCCUUCUCCGAACAGCAGCUGCCGCACAACACGGGGGCUCACCGUGAUUUGAGGCCUGCAAAGGAAAGGCAGGUCCCCAAAGCAGGCCGCUCCUCCAGCAGGAAGAUUUCAGAUGUGCAGGCCUUACCCCCAAACCAAGAGCCGGUGCAGCAGACAGGAGCUAGGGAAAAAAAACUCCCUAUCCAAAGAGAGACAAUUAAAGGACCAGGGCAUCCGAAAAAGGUACCUCCUAGAAGCCAUCAGGGAGCCCUGCAGCCAGAAUCCCAGAGUAAGUCGACUCCCCCAGAGGUACCCCAUCACCCGAACCCUAGCCCUCCUCAGAGUCCUCAGGGGACCCAGAGAAGAAAAGUCAACGCGCCAGAAAUUCCUGAGCCACCCCACGCUGAACCAUUGCCUACGGAUCCCCAGUUCCAAGAAGAGAAACAGGGAAAGGUGCAUUAUUCCAGGGAAAAGGCCCGUGCCAGGCUCCCCCCAGAUGACCCGGUUCAGAAGGUAGCUGGGUCCAAAAAAGGGCCAUCGUUGAAAAAGAAUUCUGAAGGAUCAUCUCAAGGAAAUAAAGCCACCCUCAGUGGCAGGCAACUGCACAGGGGUCCUCUCCGGAGUGCAAUGUCCUCUGUAGAGUCAAGACCAGAUGAUUCUGCUCCCAGGGAGCAUCCAGGGAGAAGAGAAGAGGUUCAUACGAGGGGAAGAUUUCAGAAGAGAGAAUCGUCUUUGGACUCCCCGGAGCAGGCCCCCACCCAGCAGCCUGUCAGAGAGACCCAAGCCCAUCGAAGGCCCAGUCAGACCAGAGAGAGUUCUGUCCAAAGGGAUGGUGCCUCCAGGCGGCAAGCCAAGGAGAAACACACCGAGAAACACGGGGGAGCACCCAAGGACGGAAGCUCUGCCGCAGCCCGGAAUCAGGUGUCUGCCGAGGAGCCGGGCAGCCGGAAGGGGAGGCUGCGAGCUCGGGGCAGUCAGAGCAGCAAGGUUUAAGCCAUCCCCGGAGCCACUCCGUCUUUAAUGUCGCCAGUGUGGCCACAGGAAGGAAACCUAUGGCCAGGGCUCUGUGAGUCUGUACCCCAGCUUCCUUCUGCAGCCCCCAGUAAGCGUGGGGGUGGGCUCCAGCACCGUCCCAGCCACUGGGUUCUUAGUCCGUGCGUUUCUGUGCCUUUCCUGUGGCUUGCCGUUGUAGUCCGGAAGGGCAGCCCCUAGAGUGGGAUCCACCGGCCAGUCGUGUCCCUGUACCAGCUGGAGAGCUGGUCCUGAAGGUUAGGGUCAGCGGGGAGCCCUUGUGUCUACACUCAUAUGAACUCCAAUAUGCGUGCCGACUCUGGCUGAAGCAAUGUCGUGUAGCCAUUACGUUUUGUGUUACUCAUUAGGAAACUUCACUUCCAGACGAGAACAUUCUCGCAUGCCGCUUGCAUAUUCGAGGGGUCCAGGAGCUCCGAGAAAGGGAGCCUUCGCAGUUUCUGGGUCUUUGUCACUUCCGCAAAGAUUCCAAACCCACAGUUUAUUUGUGAGCAUCUUCGAAAGGGCAGCGGGGCAAGUUCUUUACGCAUAUGACACCGUGAUUGAUGAGAGCUUCAGAUUUGCUUGGCUUGUGUUACCUGAAACUUACUUUUGCUUGAAAUGUAUUUCAAAAUGAAUACCUUCCUUCUCUCCCUGAACAGGAACCUCAUGUAAAUUAGCCCCUGCCUUCAUUAUGCCAAACCACCCGGUUGAAUCAGUUUAAAGGGUUCCUGGGGAGAAGAUUCAGGGGAAUCCCUUUUUCUUUAAGGACUCAUACCAUCAGCAAGGGACAGGAAUCCAGCCUGAGCCAGCUUACGGGAAGCUGCUGGAAGGGAGUGGAAUAUCUCCUACCAGCAGACCGUGGGGAGAACGGAGGUGCACCAGAGCCUCCGAGUGGGGACAAGUUAUCGAAAAACCCGGACUCCUGUCAUCUCCGGUAUUUUCUGUCACCGACUGGACUCUCGUCAUUUCUCAUUUCUGUUUCAUGGCUGGGAACAUAGCUGCCAAUACCUUUCAAAUUUUACAUCUGGUUUUACAUCUGGCAGCUCCCACUACUAGAAAAGGAUUAAUUUACAUGUUCCUUAAUCCUGAAAUUUAAAAAAAAUUCAGCGAAAGACAGAUGGGCCUGGCUUGAAUUAAAUUAAAUAUUCUUAAUCUACUCUGGCCAGAGACAGGGUCACAUACAUGUAACCAUCAGGCACUCCCGCCCCCUGUCAGGUGUACGGAGACUACAUUCCCAGAAGACGGUAAUUGCGACCAAAGCAGCCAACCCAAGGUUUAGCUCCUAAAAAGUUGCAAAGAUAUUUAAUGAGUGCUUACUAUGUGUGUAGCAGCAUCCUAAACUGUGUUUGGCAUCCUGUAUUUAGAAAAUACAAAAAUUUGAGGACUAAAUGCCUGUAGAAAUGGUUCUUACCAUAUACACGAGGUACGUGUCCACACUGUUGUAUGCACGCCAAGUAUUAUUUCAAGUUCAGGAGAGGACAUUGAUAUUUUUAAAAUCCAGGAUGCAGAAAUCCUCUUGGAAAAGCCUCUGUUAUACCAAUAAUUACCGUUUGAUUUAUCUGGUUUGUCAAAGAUGACAGUAAUAAGGAAUUUUUUUAACCUGUCAUAACUUUUAUUUAGUUCCGUUAUCCAAAACGUUGAUUGAGCAUCUACUAUGUGCCAGACACUAUGAUAGUUGCUAGACAUAGUGGGAUGAUAAGGACACUUCAAGGAGCUCUUUUGUCAAGGGAGACCUAAGAGGGUCGAUUACAACACCAUGUGAUCAGGACACUAGGAGGCCUCGCAGCAUGCUGGGCUAGGUUUAGGGUCCAAUAGAUAGGCAAACCCAUUUAUUAACUUUUCCAGAAUGUCAUAAGGAUAUCAAGAAAGGACACUGGAUUCAGCCUGGGACGUGAGAAUUGGAUCAGAAAACACUUCCAAGAGGAGGUCCUCUUUCAGCUAAGUCAUCAAGGUUGCAAAAUUAGACUGAUGGGACAGAGUGAUGGUUUCUUAGAAGAGGGAACAGCGUGUGCUUAAACAUGGUGGUAAGAGCAGGCACAGCGUUUCUUAUAAGGACCUGGAUGUCAGGAGAGCGGUAGGUAUUGGUAGAUCCAAAGGGCAUUUUGCACUAUGCUAACGAGCUUGGAAACUUGAUCUUCUAACGAGGGGGAACCAUUGAAUAGUUAAAUUUUUAUCUUAGAGGCAUGUGUCUAGACUUGGUAUAGAAGAUAAAUUUAAGGUAGUCAAUACAGAGGGUAGGAAGCACGGCUGGGAAGCUAUCGCAAUAGUCCUAACAGGGUGGUAAGGGCCUGAAAUAAGGCACUGUGGCAGGAAUGGACAGAUUGAGGAAGUAUUUGGAUUGGACCCAGGAGGAGGACAGAUGGUAAAAGGGAGGUAGAAAAAAAGGAUAAUUACCCCUUUUUUAAUGAGCUGUGAGUGGGGCAUUUCAGAGACACCCACCAAUACCUCACUUAGGUGAGAAUGUGAGAAAAAUACUAGGUUUCCUCCUUGGGCAACUGGUUCUGAGGCUCCUUAAACAUUUGGGGUUGCAUUUUUUUUCUUAUUUUUUUUUAAUCUUUAUUUAUUUUUGAGAGCGAGACAGAGUGUGAGCAGGGGAGGAGCAGAGAGAGAGGGAGACACAGAAUCGGAAGCAGGCUCCAGGCUCCGAGCUGUCAGCACAGAGCCCGACACGGGGCUCCAACUCACGAAUCGUGAGAUCAUAAUCUGAGCCGAAGUCGGACGUUCAACCGACUGAGCCACCCAGGCACCCCUGGGAUUGCAUUUUUAUUAGUGUUCUAAAGGGAAUGAGAAGCCAAGUUUCCCUUUGUUUGACUUACAGGAAGCCCUAGCUCCCUUCGCGGGGUUCAUGAUGGUUUAAGUUUUGUGUUUUGUUAGUAUAUAAAAGUGUCCCCAGUUCGGUGCAGCUGGGCAGCAUUGCAUUUGUAGUCCGAGGAAGGGAGUCAAAAAGAUCAUCAACUCCUCCAUGGUGAGUGUUUUUUACUGCGUGUAUUGACUUUCUCAGUGUAAUGGAAAACUCUGGUUUUUAGUUGUCUAAGAAUUGUCAUGUUCCGUCUACAUUUACAGAGCUUGUAUCACAUCUAUUUGCUAUAUUCCUCGGCAAAAUGAUCUCUAUGGGAAAACAAAAGCAUCGCAAGCAUUAGUCACUAUUAGCUAAUACAAUCUUUAGCUUUUUCAGGGAAGUCUGGCACCUAGUAUUCAGAUCAAUUGAGAUAAUAGUUCUAUUGGGCAUAAGAACCGUCUGCGAAUAUGUAAGGAACUAAAUCAGUUAUUUUCAAGCCUCAAAAGAGAAUUGGGCAAAGGGUAUGAUUGGGUAGUUCCGAAAAGAGGAAAGAAAAAUGGCCAAAAUAUAUGUCAAAAAGUAUAUAACUUCCACUCCUUCUAGAAGUUAAAACAAAAUUUUUGGGGAAUACCAAACUGACAAAGAUGGAAAGCAAAUUAAUGCCUGUUCUUGGUGAAGUACAGGGUAAACACACUUUCCAUAUCAUCACAGAGAAAGUAAAUGGGUGCAACUUUUGGGGGGGCUGUUUUACAAUAUCUGUCAGGGCCUUUAAUUUUUUUUAAUGUUUAUUUUUGAGAGAGAGAGACAGACAGCAUGUGAAUGGGGGAUGGGUAGAGAGAGGGAGACACAGAAUCUGAAGCAGGCUGCAGGCUCUGAGCUGUCAGCACAGAGCCUGAUGCGGGGCCCAAACUUGCAAACUAUGAGAUCAUGACCUGAGCCAAAGUCGGGACACUUAACCAAUUGAGCCACCCCGGCGCCCCUCAGAGCCUUUAAAUUUUGACUGUCUUUAACUUCGUAAUUUUAAUCUAAGACUUACCAUGGGGAAGAAAUUGAUGUAGAAGCAUCGUUAAUGUCUUUAUAAUGAGAUCUGGAAAUAGUCUUUAUACUAAAAUCUGGAAAUAGUCUAGUCAUUUGAGAUUUGUAAAAAUAAGUUAUGGGAAAAAGUUCUGGAAUAGCCUUAUGCGAGGAUGCUAUUUGCCAUCAUAAUUAUGUUGUAGAAGAAUAUAGAGAAGAGUUCAAUAUUUGUUCCAAGAUUACGGAGAAAGCAGGUUAAGGAGGUAUAGCCAGUAUGGUUCCACUUGUUAGCUCUGGGUUGUUGGAUUAGUGGUCAUCUUUAUUGUCUCAUUUAUGCUGUUUACUAUUUUCUAAAUUGUCUGUGAACCUGUGUUUAUUCGGAAAAGGUUAUAUAGAAUUAAAUUCACACAUAUGAAAAUUUGUCAUGUGAAAGAGCAACCUUAUGUUCUAUUUCAAUCUGGCGUAAUGAAGAACUUUCUAGAAGUUAGAAGUCAUGCGCAAAGGAACAAACAGGCUUUCUCUAGAACUUACAGGCUCUGUGCUGGGAAUUGUACAGGAAGCCUCUGUAUGUUGGUUGAUUCGUUGCACUGGAUAAAAUCUAAGGUUCCCUUUUUGAUAUGAUCCAUUUACUACAACUGGCUCUUCUGGCUGGCUCUGAAGAACCCAGCAGUCUCUCUUAUUGAAUACGGGGCUUACUACUAGGAAAUCACACACAGUUAGUACUCAUUAGAACAGUGGCUUUCAAACUUUCAGAUCCAAAAUCCAUAACCGGGAAUAGAUUUUACAAUAUCAUGACCUACACGCAGACGCACGUAGGAGACAGAAGUAUAAAACAUCCUCACUACAGUGAUACACCCUGAUAUUUUCUGUUCUCCUCAGUCUUCACUUUUCAAACUGCUGGUCAUACGUAACCUACUAAAUAGAUUCUAUAUUCAGGCUGCAACCUGCACUUUGAAAACCCUGAGGUCUCUGGAGCUCUGCUCCGCUGCUGUUCCUGGAGGCUGUUGACCAGAUGCUUCCCCGUGAAGUGGGAUGGCUUGACAUGAUUUCUGCGGAAUUCUCCCUGGGACAAUAGCAAGGAUCCAGUGUGUUGGCAGUUUUGGUCUUUGUCAGUAGUAGGCCCCAGAGAAAAUGUAUCCAAACUUCAUGUGCGAAAAAAUAAAUUCUUAGGUAAAGUUUAAAAAAAAAAAAAAAACCUCCAAAAAAAAUCUCAAUCAGUAGUGUUUUCUGCACUGAGUACUUAGUUGACUCCCUUCCCUUUUGCUCCAUGACUUUUUGCUCCCUGAAAUCAUCUUGUUAACAGAAAAGAUGCCCCGAAUUCCACAUUAGAUAAUUGCACUAUUUAUAUACUACCUAGCACAAUGUGUUCAUAAAUGAAUUUAAUUAAUAGCUUAGUUCAAUGUGAAAGACAUAAUUCUGGAAAUCACUUUUCUUUAUUGACCAGACAUUCAGAAAAGAGGAGAAAAGCCUAACCAUUUCUUUGUGUUGAUGAUAGAUCAAUGAUGUCAGACCACCAAAUCUGGUUUUGAGAGUGCAGGAAAGAUAAGCAAAAGCUGAAGGCCUUUUUUUUUUUGUUUUGUU